Messenger RNA from Pan troglodytes (chimpanzee), 3670 nucleotides. It is a transcript of the gene CDH3, whose product is annotated as cadherin 3. Gene Ontology annotation, molecular function: calcium ion binding; beta-catenin binding; cadherin binding. The coding region runs from base 541 to 3030 and encodes 829 amino acids. Gene Ontology annotation, biological process: homophilic cell-cell adhesion; adherens junction organization; calcium-dependent cell-cell adhesion. The record is from RefSeq and is a predicted model, not a curated record. The transcript has 16 exons. Gene Ontology annotation, cellular component: catenin complex; plasma membrane; cytoplasm. Lineage: Eukaryota; Metazoa; Chordata; Mammalia; Primates; Hominidae.
GGCACGGGAGGUGGAGAAAGAGGCUUGGGCGGCCCCGCUGUAGCCGCGUGUGGGAGGACGCACGGGCCUGCUUCAAAGCUUUGGGAUAACAGCGCCUCCGGGGGAUAAUGAAUGCGGAGCCUCCGUUUUCAGUCGACUUCAGAUGUGUCUCCACUUUUUUCCGCUGCAGCCGCAAGGCAAGGAAACAUUUCUCUUCCCGUACUGAGGAGGCUGAGGAGUGCACUGGGUGUUCUUUUCUCCUCUAACCCAGAACUGCGAGACAGAGGCUGAGUCCUUGCAGAGAACAGCUCCAGAAAAGCCAGGAGAGCACAGGAGGGCAUCCGGGAGGCCAGGAGGGGUUCGCUGGGGCCUCAACCGCACCCGCAUCGGUCCCACCUGCGAGGGGGCGGGACCUCGUGGCGCUGGACCAAUCAGCACCCACCUGCGCUCACCUGGCCUCCUCCCGCUGGCUCCCGGGGGCUGCGGUGCUCAAAGGGGCAAGAGCUGAGCGGAGCACCGGCCCGCCGUCGCGGCAGCUGCCUCACCCUUCUCUCUGCAGCCAUGGGGCUCCCUCGUGGACCUCUCGCGUCUCUCCUCCUUCUCCAGGUUUGCUGGCUGCAGUGCGCGGCCUCCGAGCCGUGCCGGGCGGUCUUCAGGGAGGCUGAAGUGACCUUGGAGGCGGGAGGCGCGGAGCAGGAGCCCGGCCAGGCGCUGGGGAAAGUAUUCAUGGGCUGCCCUGGGCAAGAGCCAGCUCUGUUUAGCACUGAUAAUGAUGACUUCACUGUGCGGAAUGGCGAGACAGUCCAGGAAAGAAGGUCACUGAUGGAAAGGAAUCCAUUGAAGAUCUUCCCAUCCAAACGUAUCUUACGAAGACACAAGAGAGAUUGGGUGGUUGCUCCAAUAUCUGUCCCUGAAAAUGGCAAGGGUCCCUUCCCCCAGAGACUGAAUCAGCUCAAGUCUAAUAAAGAUAGAGACACCAAGAUUUUCUACAGCAUCACGGGGCCGGGGGCAGACAGCCCCCCUGAGGGUGUCUUUGCUGUAGAGAAGGAGACAGGCUGGUUGUUGUUGAAUAAGCCACUGGACCGGGAGGAGAUUGCCAAGUAUGAGCUCUUUGGCCACGCUGUGUCAGAGAAUGGUGCCUCAGUGGAGGACCCCAUGAACAUCUCCAUCAUCGUGACCGACCAGAAUGACCACAAGCCCAAGUUUAUCCAGGACACCUUCCGAGGGAGGGUCUUAGAGGGAGUCCUACCAGGUACUUCUGUGAUGCAGGUGACAGCCACGGAUGAGGAUGAUGCCAUCUACACCUACAAUGGGGUGGUUGCUUACUCCAUCCAUAGCCAAGAACCAAAGGACCCACACGACCUCAUGUUCACCAUUCACCGGAGCACAGGCACCAUCAGCGUCAUCUCCAGUGGCCUGGACCGGGAAAAAGUCCCUGAGUACACACUGACCAUCCAGGCCACAGACAUGGAUGGGGACGGCUCCACCACCACGGCAGUGGCAGUAGUGGAGAUCCUUGAUGCCAAUGACAAUGCUCCCGUGUUUGACCCCCAGAAGUACGAGGCCCAUGUGCCUGAGAAUGCAGUGGGCCAUGAGGUGCAGAGGCUGACAGUCACUGAUCUGGACGCCCCCAACUCACCAGCGUGGCGUGCCACCUACCUUAUCAUGGGCGGUGACGACGGGGACCAUUUUACCAUCACCACCCACCCUGAGAGCAACCAGGGCAUCCUGACAACCAGGAAGGGUUUGGAUUUUGAGGCCAAAAACCAGCACACCCUGUACGUUGAAGUGACCAACGAGGCCCCUUUUGUGCUGAAGCUCCCAACCUCCACAGCCACCAUAGUGGUCCACGUGGAGGAUGUGAAUGAGGCACCUGUGUUUGUCCCACCCUCCAAAGUCGUUGAGGUCCAGGAGGGCAUCCCCACUGGGGAGCCUGUGUGUGUCUACACUGCAGAAGACCCUGACAAGGAGAAUCAAAAGAUCAGCUACCGCAUCCUGAGAGACCCAGCAGGGUGGCUAGCCAUGGACCCAGACAGUGGGCAGGUCACAGCUGUGGGCACCCUCGACCGUGAGGAUGAGCAGUUUGUGAGGAACAACAUCUAUGAAGUCAUGGUCUUGGCCAUGGACAAUGGAAGCCCUCCCACCACUGGCACGGGAACCCUUCUGCUAACACUGAUUGAUGUCAACGACCAUGGCCCAGUCCCUGAGCCCCGUCAGAUCACCAUCUGCAACCAAAGCCCUGUGCGCCAGGUGCUGAACAUCACGGACAAGGACCUGUCUCCCCACACCUCCCCUUUCCAGGCCCAGCUCACAGAUGACUCAGACAUCUACUGGACGGCAGAGGUCAACGAGGAAGGUGACACAGUGGUCUUGUCCCUGAAGAAGUUCCUGAAGCAGGACACAUAUGACGUGCACCUUUCUCUGUCUGACCAUGGCAACAAAGAGCAGCUGACAGUGAUCAGGGCCACCGUGUGCGACUGCCAUGGCCAUGUCGAAACCUGCCCUGGACCCUGGAAGGGAGGUUUCAUCCUCCCUGUGCUGGGGGCUGUCCUGGCUCUGCUGUUCCUCCUGCUGGUGCUGCUGUUGUUGGUGAGAAAGAAGCGGAAGAUCAAGGAGCCCCUCCUACUCCCAGAAGAUGACACCCGUGACAAUGUCUUCUACUAUGGCGAAGAGGGGGGUGGCGAAGAGGACCAGGACUAUGACAUCACCCAGCUCCACCGAGGUCUGGAGGCCAGGCCGGAGGUGGUUCUCCGCAAUGACGUGGCACCAACCAUCAUCCCGACACCCAUGUACCGUCCUCGGCCAGCCAACCCAGAUGAAAUCGGCAACUUUAUAAUCGAGAACCUGAAGGCGGCUAACACAGACCCCACAGCCCCGCCCUACGACUCCCUCUUGGUGUUCGACUAUGAGGGCAGCGGCUCCGACGCCGCGUCCCUGAGCUCCCUCACCUCCUCCGCCUCCGACCAAGACCAAGAUUACGAUUAUCUGAACGAGUGGGGCAGCCGCUUCAAGAAGCUGGCAGACAUGUACGGUGGCGGGGAGGACGACUAGGCGGCCUACCUGCAGGGCUGGGGACCAAACGUCAGGCCACAGAGCAUCUCCAAGGGGUCUCAGUUCCCCCUUCAGCUGAGGACUUUGGAGCUUGUCAGGAAGUGGCCGUAGCAACUUGGCGGAGACAGGCUAUGAGUCUGAUGUUAGAGCGGUUGCUUCCUUAGCCUUUCAGGAUGGAGGAAUGUGGGCAGUUUGACUUCAGCACUGAAAACCUCUCCACCUGGGCCAGGGUUGCCUCAGAGGCCAAGUUUCCAGAAGCCUCUUACCUGCCGUAAAAUGCUCAGCCCUGUGUCCUGGGCCUGGGCCUGCUGUGACUGACCCACAAUGGACUUUCUCUCUGGAAUGGAGCCUCCUUAGGCCUCCUGGUGCAACUUAAUUUUUUUUUUUUAAUGCUAUCUUCAAAACGUUAGAGAAAGUUCUUCAAAAGUGCAGCCCGGAGCUGCUGGGCCCACUGGCCGUCCUGCAUUUCUGGUUUCCAGACCCCAAUGCCUCCCAUUCGGAUGGAUCUCUGCGUUUUAAUACUGAGUGUGUCUAGGUUGCCCCUUAUUUUUUAUUUUCCCUGUUGCAUUGCUGUAGAUGAAGGGUGAGGACAAUUGUGUAUAUGUACUAGAACUUUUUUAUUAAAGAAACUUUUCCCAGA